This is a messenger RNA of Eimeria tenella, 813 nucleotides long. Its product is annotated as RNA helicase, putative. The transcript has 4 exons. NCBI's taxonomy places the organism in Eukaryota, Apicomplexa, Conoidasida, Eucoccidiorida, Eimeriidae. The record is from RefSeq and is a predicted model, not a curated record. The annotation marks the transcript as partial.
AACCCUGAGGUGUUCGUACACCGCAUUGGGCGCACUGCGCGCGCGGGCCGCAGCGGCGCUGCGCUGCUGCUGCUGCUGCCGCACGAAGAUGCAUAUGAAGCAUUUUUGCGAAACCGGAGAGUCCCUUUGUGUCCCUUUGAGGAGACACAAGAGGGGCAGCAGCUGCAGCAAACUGCAGCAGCAGCAGCAGCAGCAGCAGCAGACGCGGAAGCAGCAGCAGACGAGCAGCAGAAGACACGCAACCCCUUCCUGUCCAAGGCAGAAACGGAUGCUGUCAACGACGCAAUGCAACUGGCAGUGCAGCAGGACCAAGCCCUUAUUCAAAAGGGCGCCCGCGCCUUUGUCUCUUUUAUCCGCGCCUACAAGGAGCACCAACUUUCUUUUCUCCUGCCCUAUGCGCAACUGGACCUGGGCAAGCUGGGGACGGCGCUGCGGCUGCUGCGGCUGCCGCGCAUGCGCGAAGUUGUGGGGAAAAGCCUCAAGAGUUUUGUCCAAAGCCCCGUAGACCCUUUAUCAGUUCCUUACAAGUAUGACUUGGAGCGGGAGCAGCAGCGGCAGCAGCAGCUGCAGCAGCUGCGGGCCAAGCGGCAGCAGCAGCAGAAGGAGAAGGAACGGAAGAAGAAGCAGCAGGAAAAGGCCAGCAGCAAACCGGGCGCGCAGAAAAAACAAAAGAGAACCACCAGCGAAAAGAGACGCGCCAAAAAAAGGGCCUUUGGAAGACGCGGAGCUCAGCAGUGCAGCAACAGACACGGACAGCGAGGAGACGGAGACAGAAACAAAAGAAAAAGAACUUUUAAAUUCAAAAAGAAAUAA